AUGGCGAUGGCGAUGGCGAUGGCGGGACUCGAGGUUGGAAGAGGACAGCUCAAGGCUCGACCCAUUGGUAUCGGACACGCGGCACCAGCAGCAGUGAUCACCAACAAGGACAUGGAGAAGAUCGUCGAGACCACUGAUGAGUGGAUUUCUACUAGGACCGGUAUUGAGAAGAGACACGUGCUUGGGGGCGGCGAGGGUCUCAGAGACUUGGCGAUCAGAGCUGGAAAGGCCGCCAUUGCCAACGCUGGUGUGAAACCUGAGGAGAUUGACCUGGUGAUCGUGGCGACAAGCUCGCCUGACGACAUGUUCGGGGACGCCCCUGCUGUCGCUCAAGCCAUUGGCAUCACCUCCGCAUUCGCCUUUGACCUCACCGCCGCCUGCUCCGGCUUCCUCUUUGCCACUGUCACGGCCUCGCAGUUCCUCAACAACGGAGGGCACAAGAAGGCGCUGGUGAUCGGAGCCGACGCUCUUUCGCGUUGGGUGGACUGGGAGGAUCGCAACGUGUGCGUCCUCUUCGGCGAUGGAGCUGGAGCUAUGGUUGGACCGGAGCAUACUAUCACUCAAGGGUCCUACACCUCCAUUGGCAUGGUGGGCAAGGAGAUCUACAAGUUCGCUACCCGUGAGGUGCCCAAGGUCUUGGAGGAGGCGCUCGAGAACGCUGGGAUGAAGACGGAGGACGUAGACUGGCUGCUGCUGCAUCAGGCGAACAUCCGCAUAAUGGAGGUUGUUGCUCAAAGGCUCGGAAUCCCGAUGGAGAAGGUCUUGCAUAACUUGGAGGAGUACGGCAACACCAGCGCCGCCUCCAUUCCCCUCGCUCUGGCGGAGGCCAUAGCAUCGGGCAAGGUCAAGAAAGGAGACGUCAUCGCCUGUGCUGGUUUUGGGGCUGGUCUCAGCUGGGGAGCGACUGUCAUGCGAUGGGGAUGA
Guillardia theta CCMP2712 is the source of this 924-nucleotide messenger RNA. RefSeq lists its product as hypothetical. Gene Ontology annotation, biological process: fatty acid biosynthetic process. Gene Ontology annotation, molecular function: 3-oxoacyl-[acyl-carrier-protein] synthase activity. The transcript is spliced from 12 exons. The coding region runs from base 1 to 924 and encodes 307 amino acids. The record is from RefSeq and is a predicted model, not a curated record. NCBI's taxonomy places the organism in Eukaryota, Cryptophyceae, Pyrenomonadales, Geminigeraceae.